AUGUCUCUCUCCAGCCCCGAGCACGACCUACUGGAUGCUUCAUGGCUCGACAACACGCACGACCUUCCGAGCAAGGCCGCGAACAGGCAGGGCAAGCCGGCAUGGCAGGUGCAUCUCAAACCCCCCCCGCCCGCCUCCACCGACGUCGCCCCCUCGUCUCUCCGCAAUUCCCCCCUUCCCCGCGACGCGACUCUCGAGGGCCUCCUCGCCGCGCAGCUCCCGCCGCCGGGGGGUGCGGGGGGGAACGCGGCGGCACUGCGCGAAGAAGAGAUGGAGGCGUGGUUUCAGUACCCGCUGGGCGAGCCCAUAGACGGUUUCGGGCGGUUGAGAGCGGUGGAGGGACUUAGUGUCGACGACGGCGGACAGGGGUUGGAGGGCUGGCGCGCAGAUGAGAUCUCCGCCGUGCAGGCCGGAGCCGGCGCAGACAUGGGCGCACAUGCCGCGGCGCUUUGCGGAAACUUGCAGGCGCAGAUGCGCGCCGAGCCGGUUGGCGUUUCCGCGACUGAGAUGGGAGGCAGAGGCGCGGGCGGACUAAACAGCAUGGUGGCCGCGUCGCUGUUGGCGCAGAAGCGGGGCUUAGGCGGACUUGGCGGAGCGGAAGCCGGCGGGGGUGGUGCGGGGGAGAGGGGUGAGCGCGAGGCGCAGCUGUUGAAUCACCUGCGGCUCCAGCAGCUACAGCAGCAGCAGCACGUGGCUCAGCCCUUGGGCGCCACCUCCGCCACUCCUGCGGUCUCCGCCGCCCCCGCCGGUGCUGUGGGCGCGUCGUCAAGUGCGGCGCCACAACCCGGCGGCAACGCCGGCAUCGCGGGUGUGAGCGCGCGCCUGGCGAGUAAGGCCCUGGCUUCUCUUAAAACGGGCAAGCUCGCGCCGCGUCCCGCGUCGUCCGCUGGCGAUUCCAACGCGCUUGCCGUCGCUCCCACCGAGGGGAUUCGCGAUGCAGCGGUUGGCACGACGGCGACUGCAGCGGCCGGCACGGCGUCAGGAGCGGCGGGCGCGUCGGCACAGGGUGUGUCGAAACCUCCCGCCUCGCGUAGCAACGUGCCGCGCCAGGCCAGCGAGUCCAACACCAGUGCCGUCGCGAUUACCGGCGCGACCCACGGCGCGCCGCAAAGUGCGGCGUGCCGGCCUUUGCCGUACGCCCCAUUAAACGUGUCGCGCCAGCAGCAACCGCAGCAGCGGCAGUUGCGGGCCGACGCGCGUCAACACGAUCAAGCGCAGGAGCCGGCGGCAACUGCGGCGGAGCGGUCGCCCGACGCGGGGCACGCGUCGACGGUGACGAGCAACGCGCCCGCCGGUUGCGGAGUGAACGGCGCGCACAAAGCGGAAAGAGCCGCGACGGGCAGCUCCGGAAUGGUGAGGCGCGCGGAGGAGGGUAGCGGAGGCGGCAGUGCAGGGGGCAGCGGGGGCGAAGGAAGCGCGGGCGGGGGCACGGAGCGGACAGGGCAGGCGGAGCGGCCUGCGCGCACCGCCAGCAUCGGCGGAACGAAGGACUCGUGGCUGCCCGGAGCGAGCCGCGGAGGGGCGCGCGGAGGGCGGAAGCGGGGGAGGGAGGAAGGGGAGUACGCGCCGACAGAGGACUUGCCCGAGGAGAGUCUGGAUACGCGCAAAACGGGCGCGACUGGCGCUACGGGGGCGACGAGCGGCGCGGGACGGAGAAGCGGCAUGGAGGGCAGCGCGGCGAAGCGAGCGCGCGCCGCUGAAGUGCACAACAUGUCGGAGCGGAGGCGGCGGGACCGCAUCAACGAGCGCAUGAAGGCGCUGCAGCAGCUCAUCCCCAACUCCAACAAGACGGACAAGGCGUCGAUGCUGGAUGAGGCGAUAGAGUACCUGCGGAUGCUGCAACUGCAGCUGCACGUCAUGUCCGCCCGCACAGGCAUCGCGCUCCCCCCCGCGCUCGCGCUCCCCCACCCCACCUCCCUCUCCGCCCUCCCGUCUGGCACCCCGUCCGCGGACCAGCUCCCCGCCCCUGGCGCUGCGCUGGGAGGCUUUGGGCUCGGGGGGAUGGGAAUGGGGGGGAUGGACCUGGGGGAUAUGGGCUUGGGGAUGGGGGGAAUGGGUGGCAUGGGCGGAAUGGGCGCAAUGGGCGGACUAGGGGGAUUGGGGCUCGGCAUGAGGGGGCUGGGGCUGGGAGGCAUGGGAGGUUUGGGUAUGGGCAUGGGCGGAGGCAUGGGCGCAGGCAUGAGCAUGGGUCUAUCGGAUUUCUCGUCCCUGCCAGCAGCGCAGCAGGAGAUGGGGUUGAUGAUGGAAAUGGCUGCUGCAGGGGCCGCAGGGCGAGCCGCCGACGCUGCUGCUGCAGCAGAAGCGGCAGCGGCAGCAGAUGAAGCAGGUGCGAUGCAGAGACAGCGGGUGCAGCAGCAGCAGCAGCGGCUGAUGGCGCAGCUGCAGGCGCAGCAGCAGCAGCGCGAGCUGCAGCGGGAGCAGCUGCAGCAGUUGCAGCACGAAGCCCAGCAGGUGCAGCAGCAGCAGCAGCAGCGGGAGAGGCAGGUGCAGCAGGCACGGGAGAGGGCAGCGCUGGGAGUGGGCAUGCAGGGCGAGGAGGCUCUAAAUGGGCUUAAUGGGGGUGGCAACGGUGGUGAUGGCGGGUGUGGGGCGAUGGGCGGGAUGGGUGUGGCAGCGGGGGGUGCAGAAAGGGGGGAGGGUGGGCGGCAGCCUCUCAACCUGGAGAUGUACCAUGCCUUCCUGCAGCAGUAG
Molecule: messenger RNA, 2691 nt
Organism: Closterium sp. NIES-65
Lineage: Eukaryota; Viridiplantae; Streptophyta; Zygnematophyceae; Desmidiales; Closteriaceae
Source: the annotation of a GenBank genome assembly